Lampris incognitus (smalleye Pacific opah) is the source of this 5193-nucleotide messenger RNA. It is a transcript of the gene srcin1a, whose product is annotated as SRC kinase signaling inhibitor 1a. The transcript is spliced from 21 exons. Lineage: Eukaryota; Metazoa; Chordata; Actinopteri; Lampriformes; Lampridae. The record is from RefSeq and is a predicted model, not a curated record. Gene Ontology annotation, cellular component: postsynaptic density; cytoplasm; actin cytoskeleton. Bases 16 to 5193 code for a protein of 1725 amino acids. Gene Ontology annotation, biological process: regulation of dendritic spine morphogenesis.
CGUGGCGGCAGCCACAUGAUCUCCACUGAUGACCUGGAGUACCCGCGGGAGUAUCGGACGCUGGGCAAUGGUACGCGACGCUUCUCCAACGUGGGGCUGGUGCACACGUCCGAGCACCGGCACACCGUCAUCGCCGCCCAGAGCCUGGAGGCACUGACCAACCUGCAUAAGGUCGACAUAGAGCGCAAGCGGGACGCCUUCAUGGACCAUCUGAAGAGCAAGUACCAACAGCAGCAGCAGCAACAGCAGCAGCAGCAACACACCCACCACAGCCCCCACCACAACCCGCCUUCCCCUUCCCCCUCCCAUGCGAGCAUGAGGGGCGCCUCCGAGCGGUCUGCACGAGAACAGCAACAGCCCAACUACUGGAGUUUUAAGAGCCGUAGCCCACGGCACUCCCAGUCUACCCAGUCUGGGCUUGCCGACCAGGCCUCCAAGCUCUCCUUUGCCUCAGCCGAAUCUUUGGAGACCAUGUCAGAGGCAGACAUCCCCCUGGGGUUCAACCGCAUGAACCGCUUCCGCCAGAGCCUGCCGCUGUCUCGCUCCGCGAGCCAGAACAAGCUACGCUCACCAGGUAAGUUUGACUUGCACCGUCAACAUGACGGUGUGCUAUUCCUGCAGUAUGGCGAUGAGACGCGGCGGGUGCACAUCACCCAUGAGCUGAGCAGCAUGGACACGCUGCACGCGCUCAUCGUGCAUAUGUUCCCCCAGAAGCUGACAGCAGGCAUGCUCAAGUCACCCAACACGGCCAUCUUGAUCAAGGACGAGGCACGUAAUGUCUUCUAUGAGCUGGAGGAUGUACGCGACAUCCAGGACCGCAGCAUCAUCAAGAUCUACCGCAAGGAGCCCAUCUACGCCUCCUACCCAGCUGCUGCGCACCUAGCCAAUGGGGACCUGCGGAGGGAGAUGGUGUACUCAUCGCGCGAAUCAUCCCCCACCCGCCGCCUCAACACCCUGCCCUCCUCCUCAGCCUCAGCAUCCUCAGGCUCCCCAUCACGCUCACGCCUAUCCUACAGCGGGGGCCGCCCGCCGUCCUUUGCGGGGCCCGGAUCCCACCCCCAGCAACAGCAUCCACACCACCUGUCAGCCGUCCAUGGCCCCGGAGCAGGCCUGUCGCCCUCGCCCAGCGCCAUCCUGGAACGUCGCGACGUCAAACCUGAUGAGGAGAUGGCUGGUAAGAACAUGGUGCUGAUGAAGAAUGAGGGGCUUUACGCAGAUCCCUACAGCCUGAUGCACGAGGGUCGGCUCAGCAUUGCCUCCACCCAGUCCUUGGCCACCAUCGGGGACCCCUUCAGCUUUCCUGUGUCCAGCGGAUUGUACCGCCGUGGCUCCAUGCGCUCACUUAGCACCUACUCAGCGGCUGCCCUUCAGAGCGAUCUGGAGGAUCCCCUCUACAAACCGGGGGGUUCGCUCUACCCUGACACGUACUCCUCAGCUACACUGGGCAUGGGUUUCCGUAUGCCCCCCUCAUCUCCGCAGAAGGUCCCGGACAUGCAGCUGAGGGACCGGGACUCCUACUCCAGCUCCCCCAGCCGAGCCUCUCCCGUCAGGCAGAGCUUCCGUAAAGACUCAGCCUCCUCCUCGGUGUUUGUGGAGAGUCCCAAGUCAAGGCCCAGCUCUGGCUCAGAGCCUCUGUGUCUGACGGCUGGGCCUGGAGAAGGGAGCAGGGCAACACCCACUUUUGGCUCCACAAUGUCCGGACAGGACCCUGACAGUAGCAGAGAUCAUCGUCUGGAACGAAUGGAAGCCAUGGAGAAGCAGAUAGCCAGUCUGACCGGCCUGGUGCAGAGUGUGCUGACCAGGGCACCUGACAGCGACAGCACAUGUGGCCUGCUGCGUCUCUGCAUGAUGGCGGGCUGCCCUCCAGACCAAGGGACGGAGUUCUCACGGCCCUUACCUUUCUCUUCCAGCGAGAAGACUGAAACCAACAGUGACGGCUCCGCCACUGGAACUGGACGGCUAAAGCAGAAAGCCCUGACACCAUCGGCCCCUCUGGCUCUGAUGCCACCACCCCCCUCCUGCACCAGCCAGGCAAACAGCGUCAGCCACCUACAGAUGCAACUCCACCUGCAUGACCUACAGCAGAAUGCCACUGACCUGCGCAAGCAGCUAUCCCAGCUGCGCAAGAUGCAGCUCCAGAACCAGGACUCUGUGCGAACUCUGCUGAAGAGGACGGAAGCAGAGCUGAGUGUGCGCGUGGCUGACGCCCUGAGGAAACAGGAGGACCCUCUGCAGAGGCAGCGCCUCCUAGUGGAGGAGGAGAGACUCAAAUACCUCAAUGAGGAAGAGCUCAUCAUUCAGCAGCUCCAUGACCUGGAGAAGUCGGUGGAGGAGAUCCAGAAGGAGUCGUCUGUCAAACACAAACUGGUGCCGGCACAGGAGCUGGAGGAGAAGGCCACACUUUUGAGGAAGCUGGGGGAGACGCUGACAGAGCUCAAGAAUCAGUUCCCCGGCCUGCAGAGUAAGAUGCGGGUAGUACUCAGGGUGGAAGUGGAAGCAGUCAAGUUCCUAAAGGAGGAGCCCCACAGGCUUGACGCCUUAUUAAAACGCUGCAAGACCAUUACUGACACCCUCGCCACAAUGCACAAACAAGCGAAUGAGGCAGUGUGGAAGAAGCAGGAGGACUUCUCCAGCCCCUCAGCCAAGCACAGCGAGGACUACCGCAAGAGUUCGGACUUUGACAUGCCCACCAACCCCCUGCUCAGCAUCAGUGACCUGGGCGGGGGCAACAGCCUGUCCAACUGGAGUCCCCAUUCCGGCCACAGCCACGGGAACCCUGUCAGCUCCCACAGGGACCAUCACCCUCCCAUUCCCCACAAGGGCAGAGCCCUGGAGGAGCUGGAGCGCCGCGCAGCCGCUGAAAAGGCUUCGUCAGUGGAGGUCCGACUGGCAGCUGAACGGGAUUGGGAAGAGAAGCGGGCCAGUCUGACCCAGUACAGUGCCCAGGAUAUUAACAGGCUGCUGGAGGAGACCCAGGCUGAGCUAAUGAAGGCCAUUCCAGACCUGGACUUUGCCGCCAAGCAGAUCAAGCCCUCGUCCAGCAUACCGUCCUCCCAGACACCCCAGAGUGGGGCAGGGAUUCCUGAACAGCGCCCCAACAAGCCCCAACACAAGCUCUCUGGGAAAGAUAUUGGAUCCAGGCGUGGUUCUGAUGAGCUGACUGUGGCCCGAUAUCGCACAGAGAAGCCCUCCAAGUCUCCUCCUCCCCCGCCACCCCGACGUAGUUUCCCUUCAUCUCCAGGCUUGACCACUCGAAGUGGAGAGACCCUUAUCCCUGGCAAAAGCAUAAAGAAGUCUGAGUCUGAAGAGAUGGAAGCCCAGAAGCCGCACGUGAAACUGAGGAAGGCCAUGUCUGAAAAUCCUCGCCCCGCUUCUACUCCCCCUAUCCUGGCCUCGGGUGACAAAGAGGACAAAGAGGAGGAGAAGAUCGCUGCUGAGCUGGAGCAUGGGCUACACAAUCAGCUGUCCAGCUGCACCUUACUGGAUUUCUCAGACCCUCAGAGAGAGCUGCACACAACAGACCACACAGCUAGCACUAUGGCAUCUAACACGUUGCGAGGAUUGGCAUCUCUCUCUCCAAUCCCCCAAAUUGUGUUGACAGGCUGUGUGUCAGCUUCAUCCUCUUCCUCCGAGGGUCCUAUUAGAGAUUUAUCAAAGGGUUUUAUAGAGAAGAAACGAGCCCAACAAUGCACCAGCCAUCACAUGGUCUCACAUGUUCAGAACUCUAAGGAGAAGGAACGAGUCAGCCAGUCCCAGCGAAACCCUCCUCGGUGGGAGACAAAGACAGAGCAAUCUUUAAUAAAGGAAGAUACUGAGCCAAAAGAGGAGCUUGCCUUGGUGCUGACCAAGCUGGAGGUGAGGGUGGUGAGUCCCCCCGAGGCCUGGGAGCUUAGCAGGAUCGGCACUGAGGUUUUACAGUCACUGACCAUUCCACCAUGGGCUACUGAGAAAACCUCUGAGGUCUACCUGAGUGACAAGCCCCUGCUUGUGCUAUUCAGGGACAAAGUGACGGUGCGAGAAGCCUACAGGCUGCUACGCUCACUGCUCAAAUCCUCCAAGCCGGUACCCAAACCCAAAACAGGUUUCACCUACUGCAGUCCCAGUCUGGCAGAUCCUGUGAUACUGCUGCACCCCAGCCAGCAGGACUCUCUGCUGGAGGCUCUGAGGAGGGGAAUGGAGGCAGGAGAUAGGAUGGUAACCAUCUCAAAUGCUGCAAUGACAGAAGUUAUUCCUGCUGCCCAACCCAGCCCACUAGACACUGCCACAGAGCCCGCUGGGUCAGCAACUUCUGUAGAGGGUCCAGACAAUCUGAGCCAGAAUGCCUGCAGAAGAGUGGAAGAUGUCCGUAGAAGCACCUACAGGCAGCUGGACAGCCUGGAAGAGACCAUCCGCGAGCUGGAGAACACCCUGAUAGAGAUCAGGGGUCAGCCCACCUCAGACAAUCCUGCCUCAGUGGCCAAGAGACCACCGGUCCCACCCAAGCCCUCCUCUUUCAGCCCGACAUUGAUUCAGGGGGCUAACGGCUCUGGUAUGGGUAAGGUCCUCCACUCCUCGGCUGCCUCCCGGCUGAGGCACCUGCAACAGAACAGCCCAGAGAAGACGAAGAACAGCAAAAGGGAGGAGUUCUUGAAGAGCCACAGCCAACAGCAGGCCUUGGGGACCAACAGUAGUGGCGGCGGUUUGGAGCCUCACCUCUCCGGGCACAGCAGAGCCUACAGUUUCUCGGGACGCCUGCCCUCCAGCCCGGCGGUCUUCGCCCAUGGCCUGAGGAAGUAUCCCCAGGAGCGGGCGCUCUCCUCCCUCACCGCCUCUUCCCAUCAGGCCAAGGCCCUGCUGGCGAGCCUGUCAGCCUCCAACCUGAGCGCCGAGGCCCUGCUCCUUUCCUCCACCUUUCAGCACCACCCCCGCCUCCUCCGUGAGCAGCGGGCCUCCUCCCUGCCUCUGCCCAACGGCCGCUCCUAUUCCUCCUCUCCCUCCUCCUCCACAGCAGCUAUCUCCCUCCCUCCUUCCUUGACCUCCAACUCUCCCGCCUCCACCGCCCCCGACUUCUCUCCGUUCUUGCCCUCCCAGAGCCCCCUGAACUCCAUCGCCUUACUCUCGCCAAGCGACAUCACUCCGGACAUGAACAGACACAAGGAGCCCUGCGGCAGCAAGACCCUGCUGAAGGACCUCUCCCCAAGUACUUCCCAAUGA